AUGGCUCCUUCCAGACGUCAAAUUCGAGCACUGGGUAAACUUGCUACAGCCGUCAAUGAACAGUUGAUAGAAAUUUCCGGGAGUAUUCCACAAAAUCAGCUUAAGGAAUUCGAACUGUUCGUAGCGGCAGCGGGUUUUUUUUCAAACUGGGAGGAGAAAAUCAGCGCGCUCAACGGGACGUUCAGUCUCGCACAAAUAACUCUGUUUGAUCCGACUUCUGCUUCACUAAACAAGUUGAACUCUGCAGUGGAUGAACGUGAGUUUUCUCGGCUAAUUUUUGAUCGUGAAGAGGUCAUUCGUAAUUGUCUGAUGAUAUCUCCAGUCUCCAAAAUUGUUGGAUCUGAGGAAACGGAUGCCGCCUCGAAGCGUAAAGAUCUGAUAAUGGAAAUGGCUGAAUCCGUCCAGAAACUUUGCGAAGAUUGGCAGGAUAAGUGGUCAAAAGAAGGUGGCAAGACUCAGGAGUCUACAGAACAGACUUAG
Talaromyces proteolyticus is the source of this 480-nucleotide messenger RNA. RefSeq lists its product as uncharacterized. The transcript has a single exon. The coding region runs from base 1 to 480 and encodes 159 amino acids. Lineage: Eukaryota; Fungi; Ascomycota; Eurotiomycetes; Eurotiales; Trichocomaceae. The record is from RefSeq and is a predicted model, not a curated record.